UGUUUCAUUUUUUAAACAAUAUUUUUAAUGUAAUAUCAGAAAUUAUGGAAAUUCAUAUUACUAUGGAGGACUCAUUUUGCAGCUUCAGGAUUUUUUUCUCCCUCACUGAUUGCAUAGGUGCAUGAAAAUGUGUUUCCUGGAGUGGGAAACCUGUUAAUCAGUAAUUCCUGCAUGUGUUGACCAACCGAAGUCCUCUUACAGGGGCCUAAUGGAUUUAACAGUGCUUCUAGACUACAGAGCUGUUUACUGGGUCUUUAUAUGGAAAGUGAAAGGAGGACCCAGUUAGUCCGAUACCUCGGGUAAGUGGCUUAGGCCUGCAUUUAACCAGGACUCCCUGAGUGCUGGGGUGGUCAGGGGAGGACAGUUCUGUUUAUGGCCCACAGAUCAGCUGGGGCUAAUCUCCGCGGCACGCUCAGGCCCACGCCACAUCACGGCUGCGUGUCUUGGGUAACGACAGUUUCAUUUUUUCCCAGAAUACACAGGGCCUAACGAGCCUAAUGAGUUUAACUGUAAAUCUCGUCAGCUGAGCUUGGCGGAAAUAGGCCCACGCACCCAGAGGUUGUGUCAGGGUGAGGAGACGCCCAAACUGAUGGCCUUUUUAAACCGCCUUGGACUCUGAGAUGUUUCAUGCAAGGGAACUUUUUCAAAGAGGUAUAGUAUACUGUAGAAUACUAUAAUGUAGUAUAGCAUUUUUUAAUGGGAGUGGAUGGUUACUAUCACAUACAUUGAUGGGCCUUGUCUGUUGAGAAAUUGUUUUCAAGAUCCCAUUGCCCUUUUAUUUCUGAAUGAAAAUAAUUUGUGCCCUUCUCCUACUUGGUGUUGAGAACAUGCUAGGAACUCCAUCAGCAAAGAUAAAGCUUGCAUUGCCUCUGCCCUGAUGUCCAGCCUAGCGUAGAACAUUUUCAUUUAAGGUGCUGUAAAUGAAAAGUAAGAAACCCUUGAAGCAGCUGUGAGAUUUUUUUAGGCAAAUUUGCUGUCUUUAGAGUUUACACCUGAGGCUGGGGCAGGGCCCCUCCCUCCUGGAGCUUACUCCCGCAGGCCAGCAGCUGUCUGUCUCCCCGGACCCUCCCGGGUGAAUAUUUCAACAACCUGCCGCUUUCCAGAGGGUUAGCCUAGGAAGAGAUGGAGAAAAUGGCUUGAAGUGUGUUAGACUGCCAGAGAGCGGGGGGGGGCUGUCAUGCUUAGAUCUGAAAUAGCCGAGGCCAGAGGGAGGUGGAAUGGCAGGGAAAUGCAGCAUUGGGCCCCGCCCCUGCUCAUGAAUUAUGCAUUGGUGGUCUCCCUGGAUUGGAGCCUGCAAGAGGAAGCAGCUGGUCCAAUGGGAUGGCGGGGCAGGCAGGCUGGGGGGGCAGGCAGGCUGGGGAGCGUGCUGGAGCCCAGAGCAUGCCCAGACAAGCAGCAGCUCUCGCUCCGCGCAGCCAGACGAAUGUAGGGCAGCCGCCAAAACCGCCAGAGCCGCUACAGCCACCACGACCGCCACAGCUCCUCCACGGCGCCUGCCGGCCGCGCUUUUACCGCUGGACAUGUGACCCCCCAGCAGGGACACCCUCCCGCGUCAGCCUCAGAGGCCCCCCCCUCUCCACCCAUGCAUUCCUGCUGGAAAAUGAAGCUGCAGAAUGAGAAGACGCUUGGUCAUUCUGCAAGUCGGUCCAGCAACAUUUCAAAGGCGGGAAGCCCUACCUCCAUAAACGCACCCUGCAGUUUCUCAAGGACGUCUGUCACACCCUCGAACCAGGACAUCUGCAGUUUAAACGUGCCGGCUGUAGAUCAGGGCUCCCAGAAUGCCAAGCAGACUGCCGUGGUGCUUCUGGCUUCCAAUGGCAAAGCCCCUGGGUUGCAGGGCGUUACCGUGACCACCCUCUGGCCAGACUCCGCCCCCAGGCCCAAAUGCAGACGGCCGUUUGGUGCAGAAUGGCUGUCUCUCCUCAAGGCCCCGGGGAGCCUGCGGCCGGACGGCACGCUCAGGUUCUCUCUGUCGCUGAACGACGUGGCCCAGCGGGUGGACGGCCUGUGCAGCGGCCUGCGUUUCAUCGACAGGACGUGCUCUGAGGGCGAGCUGGGCCCCGCGCACGCCGCCGGCGCUGAAGGGGGCAGCUGGGCCAAAACGGCCCGUGGCCAGCCCGCCCGCCCGACCCCGCCCCCGCCCGUCCCCUCCCUGGUCUCGGGUUCAGGCGUCCCUGUUCUUCCCCCGGAGAGCCAGCGGAGCUCCCACCUCCGCCGCCUCCUCCUGCCCUUCUCGCGCUCCUCCACGGCGGGCAGCCAAUGUCCCUCGGAGCUGGGCGGCUUCGCCUCGCGGCUGCAGCUGGCCCACUCCUCCAGCACCCUGCUGGAGGGCCGCGAGCCCGGCUGCCCGGACGAUGCCAGCGAUGACGACGUGUUUGAGGAGGACCCCGGCUGGUCCCGGGGGUCCGGGGACCUCCGCGCCCCCGUCUGCUCUCUGGAGGGGGACAGCGACCUGGACCGCUGCCCCUCCCCGCUGUCGGAGAAAGCCGCCCCGCUCUCACCCUAUUCGCUGUCGGGCGACUAUUGCAGGAUCUGCCACUGCGAGGGGGACGAGGACAGCCCGCUGAUCACGCCCUGCCACUGCACGGGCAGCCUGCGCUUCGUGCACCAGGCCUGCCUGCAGCAGUGGAUCAAGAGCUCCGACACACGCUGCUGCGAGCUCUGCAAGUACGACUUCAUCAUGGAGACCAAGCUCAAGCCGCUUCGCAAGUGGGAGAAGCUGCAGAUGACGUCCAGUGAAAGGCGAAAGAUCAUGUGUUCGGUCACCUUCCACAUCAUUGCCAUCACGUGCGUGGUCUGGUCCCUCUACGUACUGAUCGACAGGACAGCUGAGGAAAUCAAGCAAGCCGGAAGAAUACCAGGGAUAUUGGAGUGGCCGUUCUGGACGAAGCUGGUGGUGGUGGCGAUUGGCUUCACGGGAGGACUGGUCUUCAUGUACGUGCAGUGCAAGGUUUACAUCCAGCUAUGGCGAAGACUGAAAGCCUAUAACAGAGUAAUAUACGUGCAGAACCGCCCAGAGACGUGUAAAAAACUGGUUUUGGAAAAGCCCGCCCUUAUGGAGCCGAACUUUGAGCACAAGGAAGCUCUGGUCCCCCCUCAGUCUGACACAAACUCUUCCCAGUACACAGAGACUGAGGACUACAGCAUGGAAAUCCUGCACGUGUGAUUGGCUCUCUCUCACCCCCUGCAGGACCAGCCUCGCUAUGGCCACUCUGAGCUGUGCCACACUCAAAAUAUUGUUGGAUCUAUAAAAAAAAAUAACUGACUGAGGUGCGCAUUCAUUUUCUGUGGAAUGAUGUCUGUUUCUUUUUGUUCCUGUAAGAUGUCAGCUAAUCAGUAUAAAUCAGUGUGCGUCAGUUCCAGAACAUUCCUACUACUGCCAUUUUACUGCUGUCGUACAGGACCUGAUUUCUGAGACUCAAGUUCCGAUGGAGUCUGUAAUAAUGCAUUCAAGCACUUUUAUUUUCCACGACCACAGCUCAGUUUCAUUCUUUAUAAAUUGAUUUACAAUAUGUGUAUAUUGGAAAGGAAACUUGAAGUUAAAAUAAUGAAAUACUCAUAUUUUAUACGGUGAAUUUUGUAACCCUGUAGACAUACCUUGGCUGGGAAAAGGAACACAUUGGGGAAAUGUAAUUUUACAGAAAUGCUCAUUUCACUUUCAAAAACAGAAUUAUUCUGAAAAGCAAAGUCAAGCAUGGUCUGGUUACUUACCGCAGGGCUGAUUUUUAUUGGUUGAUAACCAAAUGAUAAAAUGGAAUAAAAACAAGGUUGUGCCCAAUUCCCUUUGGAAGCUGAGAGAAUGUAAACUUUUUACAAACAAAUUUUCUACCAAUUACAGGAAAUUUAUUCUGAACAGGUGAAAUUCAUUAUCUUCAUGCAACUUUGCAAUGAACUGGUCGUGUUUUUUAUUGUGUGAAUGAUACUUCUAAUAUUAAAUGUGAUGUUGUUUGUUGGUUUGUUUAUUUGCUGAA
Molecule: messenger RNA, 3971 nt
Organism: Anguilla rostrata (American eel)
Lineage: Eukaryota; Metazoa; Chordata; Actinopteri; Anguilliformes; Anguillidae
Gene: marchf8
Product: membrane-associated ring finger (C3HC4) 8
Exons: 8
Coding region: 1583-3166 (527 amino acids)
Biological process (GO): protein polyubiquitination; antigen processing and presentation of peptide antigen via MHC class II; immune response
Cellular component (GO): early endosome membrane; lysosome; cytoplasm
Molecular function (GO): zinc ion binding; MHC protein binding; ubiquitin protein ligase activity
Source: RefSeq, a predicted model, not a curated record